UUUCGAGUCGUAAAUUAUCAUUGUGGUAUUUCGUUGUUUUGCAUUCCAUUUACUAAGAAUUUAUCACUUGUGAUGAAUAUUUGUGACAAUUACGAUUAAUGAUGUCCAAUUGGCAACGGAUAUUUUGUUGGGCAUCGCUGAGUUGAUAAACAAAGAAAGUCAAAACUAUGAUUAUAUAAGUACGUCAACGCCAUAUGAUGAAUAUAUCUACUCCGUGCACCAGGAAGCAAUUUGAUGUUAGCGAAUGGCUUACUAAUGAUGUAAAACUGCCACAAUAUGUCAAUGCUUUUCUUCAGAACGGAUUUGAAUUACCAUUAGAGUGCUCUCGUAUCGAUGAAAAGGUGUUAAAUGCUUUGGGGAUCGACAAAAUUGGUCAUCGAAAGCGACUACUUGUGUCGUGUCAAAGGCUUGCAGAAAAGUACGGUUUGAAUUGUUCAAUAGAACAACAUAAAACAAACGAUGUACUUGAGAAAAGUCAAGUGAAAGGAAAAUACAACAGUAUAGGUUUCAAUCAAGUGAAUGACGAAGAUAUUCCUCCGAUACUGCCACCGAAAAAAGGAAAAAGAUUGAAGCCUGUACCUACUCCUCGAGAUAUGGAUGGAAAUGUACAAGUAUUUGAUGAUAAUACCACAGUCAAUAACAGUGGAAACUUUUCAUCUUCUUCACCGAACCUAAAUAGUUCUAAAAUUGGAGAAGUAACCAUCAUCCAGAAAUCUCAUUUAAGUAAUCCUGUUGAUAAAAAUGAAAGGAUUAGAAGCGAAGAUCCCCACUCACCUGGUUUUUCUCCCGAGGAAAAAAUCAGUAGCUAUGAACACUUGUGGCAAGCAGACGAGGGAAAGCCACCUCAUAACAGCUCUGCCAUACCCUUUCCUGUGACAACCCCUGAAGGUCAGAAAAAUACUUUAGAUGAGGAUAACAGUUCAAGCUUAAAGAAUAUGCCAAAUGCUCAAUACGAGGACAGAAAAAAUGAAAACAGUACACAAUAUGAAAAUAUUUCGACUUCUAGUGGAGUAAAGUUUGCACCAGCUAUUCCACCACGAUCAGACCUUGAAGAGGAUAUCUAUGCUAAUGUAACUAUUGUGACUUCUCAAGAAAGAAAAAUACCUCCUUGCAAGCCACCUCGACCAUCUAAGCCAGUUUUUGUUACAUCAUCAUCGUCAUCCACUGAAACAUCUAUAACGAUGAGUCGUAAGAGUGCUAGCAGUACUGAUCUAGUUAGGAACACCACAGAUACCCCCACGAAUGAUGAAGUGAUAGAAGCUGUUCCAGUGCCAAAUCGUCCACCAUCAGCAGAUAGUGCUUUUGCUAAUUCAAAUCAACUUCUUAAAGUGACUUUGCGACCAUCACAUUCUGAAACAAAAGAAAAUGCUUGCAACAGGAGACCUCAACCUGUUCCGAGAAGUCGAACAUUAUCAGGUCAAAAUAGAAAUGAUGAAAAUCUUUAUGAAACAAUUCCAGACAAAGUGCCUCGAUCCAGCUCUGUUGCUACUGGUGCUCAAGAAUUUUCGGGUCAUUUGCAUGACAAUGGCAGUUGCACUGAAGAUGAUUUGUCUGGAAGUGAUGAAGAAAUGCCAGACAAAGAUGUCUCCUCUGAAUAUGAGAUUGUCAGCUUACCACCUAGAACUCACAGUAUGAUUCAGAACCGUCACACAACAAAAGAAGGAUAUCUUUACAAGCAAGGAGGGCAGCAAAACAACAAAGGCUGGAAAAAAAGAUGGGUGGUUUUCGAUGGCCAAGAGCUUCGAUAUUACAAGGAUAAGGAUCACACUGACGAAACCCUUCAAGUCGUUCCAGUUGCAAUAAUGAAGGAAGUUGCAAUUGUUACCGAUGAUGCCAAACGAGCAAGAUUCGAUUUAUUUUGCGCUGGUAGAACGUACAUGUUUGCACGAGAGACAGACGAGUGGGAUGUUAUUCAAGUGUGGGCGCAAUGUCUCAUGGGAGCAAUCAUUCAAGUUCGAAAACAAGAUCAAACGAAUGUUACACAACCACCUGGUGGAAAUAUGUUUGAAUCAGAUAAAAAGGGAUAUCUUAAAAAGCAAAUGAACACUGUCGUUGGGGAUUUCAGAAAGAGAUACGUUGCUGUGAAAGAUGAGAUGUUUGCAUACUACCACAAUUCUGAGGACUUUCUCGUUGCAAGCCCAAUUAAUACAAUCGAGAUGAAAUUCGCCAAAGUGAAAGUCGACCCGAGAACCCCGAAUCGGUUUCAACUAAUAACCAGUCGCAGAACUUACCUGUUCCAGUGCGACGAUGAGAACGAGAUGCGGCAAUGGGUCGCUGCUUUAGAAAAAUCUAUACAACUGGGUCUGGGGGAUAAAACGGUACUCAAUAAAAUAAGGGAAAAUCCUAGCAACAGAAGAUGCGCUGAUUGCGGAGCCAAAGAUCCUGUUUGGGCAUCAGUCAAUCUUUUGGUGUGUGUAUGCGAGAACUGUAUUGGCGUGCAUCGACGUUUGGGCGUUCACGUAUCAAAAGCAAAAUCAAUUUUAAUGGAUGUAAAAGUUUGGACUCCUUCUCUUGUGAAGCUCUUUGUGAAUGUUGGAAAUGAAGUAUCAAAUCGAUUUUGGCAGCACAAAUUACCUGAAGACGAUGCAAUCACACCGAAUUGUUCGAGUGAAGCAAGAGAAGAGUUUAUUCGUAAGAAGUAUGAGCGACGACUGUACCGUAACGUUUCACCAUUCUAUGGCGACCCCGAUGCUCUUCGAAACGAGUUAAAAGCUGCUGUUUGUACAAACGACGUUGGAAAAACGAUGCUACUCGUUUUUUGCGGUGCAGAUGUUAAAAAUGAAUUUAACGGUGGCUUAGAUACUGAAACUCCGUAUGAUUUUGCCCGGGCAGCUGGACAAGAACUUCAAAUGGAAUUUCUCCUGCAGAACGGAGCAGUCACAAAAGAACCUGAACCUGCGAAUCAUGAAUAUGCUAGCAUCUAUGAGCUGCCUGAAAAGAACGACGUUUUCCAUGAUGCCAGCAGCCCUUCGUUCCAGGAAAAAAGUUUAGUUCCGUAUGAAAAAGAAGGUUACCUGUAUAAGAAACCGCCAAAUACAGCUUCAGUCUGGCGUAAACGUUACUUCAUGUUAGCAGGUCGUGAGCUCUGGUAUGAUAAAGAUAAAGGCGAAGAGUUUGGGCUGAUCAAACUAAAAGACGUCGAAGAUUACGUUUAUAACGACUCUUUAACGUUGGAUAUUAUUACCAAUGAAAGGACAUACUAUUUGAGGGCAGAAACGAAGUCCGAAGCGCAUGAAUGGUACAUUGCUUUGCGUAAUAAACAGGUUUUUCAAGUUUCCUUGUCUUGUCAAGAGCUUGGUUCAGAUGGCAUACCUCAUUUGGUCGCGAAAGCAUUGCAGUUUGUUGAAGCUCAUGGUCUUGAUGCUGAAGGCAUAUAUCGAAAAAAUGGCAACAAAGCAAAAAUUCGAGUGCUACGAAAGCUUUUUAAUCAAGACGCUGAGACUGUGAUCAUAUUAAGAGAAGAAUAUGAAGCGCACGAUGUUGCUGGACUUUUGAAGGAAUAUUUUCGUGAAUUACCUGAUCCACUAAUGACUGAAGAUGCUUAUGCUCACUUCAUUACUGCAAGUUUGUCGCCAGUUCAUGAAAAAAAACUACGCAUGUACAAGGAUAGUCUCGGACGUUUACCAGAGGUAAAUCGCACGACGCUGAAAUCUGUGAUAAACCAUCUUGUGAGAGUUUGUGCGAGGAAAGAGCAAAACCUUAUGAAAUUGGAGAAUGUCUCUCUCAUUUUUGGGCCUACGCUGAUGUCAAAUGAAGAAAUGGGUAGCAUGGAUUCUGCAACAAUCAACCAAGAAUUCGCCGUCAUUGCCGAUCUAAUUACAUAUUAUGAAUGGCUCUUUGAUGUCAGUCACACAGAAAGAAACAAAGAUAAGAAAAUUGAAGAAGCGAUGCUGAAAUUGAAUAAAUUGUCAUCAAAACCGGACCUACUCAACUUUUCCGACAUGAAUUUGGAUAUUUAUCCGCUUGAUAUCAAGAAUGAAUGUGUUGGAAUAAAGGUUUAUCCCCAUACGACGGCCGGUAAGUUAUGUCAAGAGAUCGCUUUUAGAAGAGGUAUGCCUCCCGAUGUAAACUGGGCUUUAUUUCAGAAUGUGGACGGAGAAAUAGAGAGAGCGUUUCCAGCGAUGGAGAAGAUCCUUAGCACUGUUAUUCAUACUGGAAAAUACAGUCAACUGGUGAAGGGAUCCCAUUUGGUCGUCAAGGAAAACUACGUUAUACCGAAAUUAGAGAGCUUUGCGCUGGAAAAUGAUAAGUCUGGGUAUAUAUCAGGUAUUUUUGCAACUAUGAAGGAAUCAAAAAAAAGUUGGAAAAAGAAUUUUGUUAAACUGGAUGGAACAUUUUUGACUGUGCAGAAGAAUGCCAAGGGCGGCGAACUCGAUAAAUGGCCUGUUGCAGAGACGGAUUUAUACAUUGGUGUGGAUCGUGUCAAGAAACCACCAACAGCAAUGGGUUUUACCAUUGCUAGAUUGACUACGGAAAAUCAUUGCUGUUACAGAUAUAUUUGCCUGGAAGAUGAACGGGAUCUCUAUCGAUGGAUAAAUAUAUUUUUAAAAUCAAAGUAUUCUGGAGUAGAUGAUCUUUGGAAAGAUCCAGACGUACAACCAACAGCACUCUACGAGGAAGCUUCUGUAAUACCUUUGAUGCCUCGUCAGAGUGGGCAAAAUCGACAAAGUGUUCCUGGCUUUUCAACAAAAGUUGUGAAUGAACUGAAACAGAGACAUUCUAGUAGCUCUUCUAAGAAAUCUUAGGGAAUUUUGAAUCAAUUCGUUUUAGUUUGAGUAGUGGUGCAGUAGUCUUGACACAUCGCUUUGUAAAAUGUAAUGUUUGUUGUGGUUUUAACAAAGUAGUGUACAUUAUUUAACGAAAGGAUAAAGCAAAAGGAUAAACUGUCAUCUGUCGUUUUGAAGAUAACGGUAUAUGUUGCAUUGAGGGUCACAAAAAGUCACCGUUGAAUGUCGAUCACCAGCAAGCUGCUAACUUUUUUCAAGUUUCUGGAGAUGUGGAGGGACUUCAGUUAUCAAAAUUCUUAAAAUUUGACGAUUCUAUCGAUAAUAAUAAAUCUGUCUGUUGUAUUUUUAUAACUAAUUAAAUGAGUACUGGUAAUGUUUAGAAAUGGGCGUGGCAGGAUUAGAACAAACCGACUAAACCCUAUUGUUAAUAUAGUAAUAGUAUAAUUGUAUUGAUAGUUCCAAUGGUUUGAACAUUAAAUCAUUUCAACAUUUGA
Xenia sp. Carnegie-2017 is the source of this 5221-nucleotide messenger RNA. Its product is annotated as arf-GAP with Rho-GAP domain, ANK repeat and PH domain-containing protein 1-like. The transcript has 45 exons. Bases 195 to 4745 code for a protein of 1516 amino acids. Gene Ontology annotation, molecular function: protein binding; GTPase activator activity. Gene Ontology annotation, biological process: signal transduction. Lineage: Eukaryota; Metazoa; Cnidaria; Anthozoa; Malacalcyonacea; Xeniidae. The record is from RefSeq and is a predicted model, not a curated record.